CUCUGCACUGACAGAGCCUAUGGCGAACUCGUUACGUUUCGUCCUCUGCAUGGCAAACCUGGAAGCAGUUCCUCGGAAUCUUCUUGGAUGGAGGAGUUGUGUUCUCCUUUGGAGAGAACCGGUGACCCGUACGUGUUGUAGUAGCUGAUCUCAAAUCGAGUCGAGAGUACCGCUGCGUGUUGCGACUGCCCCUUAUGAACAGUCAAAAAGGGAGAAGUCUAAUCUGAGCUCUUCAUCUGCUGUGCGAUAGCAUCUUACUACCGCGUGGAUGCACGCUUCUUGUCGUCGCAGUCUAUGGUCUCUACGCGCACUCUCCCUUUGACGCGUCCAUCUCUCUCUCUCUCUCUCUCUCUCUCUCCGUCAUCGCUUUCGAUCCACUUCACGCUCACGGUUUAUAAACCCCACGACAGCGGCGGACUACGUCGAGCCCCAAUCAUCGAAAUCUUGGUUACGCCGGCAGGUCCGCUAACAGUUGCCUCUCCGUCGCUGUGCAUGGGCCAAUCCGCCUCCAGCCGCCUCACCGACGCGCCUCCGGCAAUGGGAGGCGUCUCGUUGACGAGGGACUACACCGCUGACCUCCCCGACGAGUGUCUUGCUCUCGUCUUCCAGUCCCUCGGCUCCGGCGACCGAAAGAGCUGCUCCCUGGUGUGCCGGCGGUGGCUCGCCGUGGAAAGCUGCAGCCGCCGCAGCCUCUCCCUCGACGCCCGCGCUGCACUGUCCGAUGUGGCGCCCGCCAUCUUUGGCCGCUUCGAUGGCGUCUCCAGGCUUGCCCUUCAGUGCGGCCGCCGCCACGACAGCAUCGGUGACGAGGCCCUCGCCCUCGUCGCGGUGAGCUUCCCCGGCCUGGUCAGCCUCAAGCUCCGUGCCUGCCGCGCACUCACCGUGGCCGGCAUGGAAGCCAUUGCCCGGCACUGCCCGGGCCUCCGCGAGCUCUCCGUCAGCUCCUGCACCUUUGGCGCCAGGGGCAUCGACGUCGUCCUCCGCGGGUGUCCCCUCCUGGAAGACCUCUCCAUCAAGCGCCUCCGCGGUCUCCACGACCCCUCCGCCACCGCCGAUCUCGUCGCCGGUGCCGCCUCACUCCGCUCCCUCUGCCUUGAGGACCUGUACAACGGACAGUGCUUCGCGCCAUUCAUCGCCGGAUCCCCAAACCUCAAGACGCUCAAGCUCAUCCGCUGCUCCGGCGACUGGGAUCCGCUCCUGCAGGACAUAGCCGUUAAGGUCCCCUUGAUCGUUGAGAUACACCUGGAGAGGCUGCAGGUGACCGACAGCGGUCUCACCGCCCUGUCCGGCUGCAUCGAUCUCGAGAUCCUCCGCCUCGUCAAGACGCCGGAGUGCACCGACGCAGGCCUCGCCACCAUCGCGGACCGCUGCCACCGCCUCCGCAAGCUCCACAUCGACGGCUGGAAGGCGAACAGUAUCGGCGACGUGGGCCUCCAGGCCGUGGCACAGCGAUGCACCGGCCUCGGAGAACUGGUCCUCGCUGGGCUCAAUCCCACGUACCGGAGCUUGGAGCUCAUAGCAAGCAACUGCGGCAGCUUGGAGCGCCUAGCUCUCUGCGGCAGCGAGACCAUUGGGGAUGCCGAGGUCGCAUGCAUUGCCUCCAAGUGCACGUCUCUGAAGAAGCUCUGCAUCAAGGAAUGCCCGGUGUCCGACCAAGGGAUGGAGGCUCUCGCCGCGGGGUGCCCAAAGCUGGUGAAGAUGACGGUGAAGAGGUGCUCCGGAGUGACGCCAGAUUGCGCGGAUCGGCUGGUGGCGAGCAGACACGGGAAGUUGGCGGUCAACCUGGAGGUCAACGACGGGUCGACCGACGACCAGCAACAGGAGGCAACGGAGGAGGGGAGUGCCUUGGAGGAAUUUGGUAUAGCGGCGGCCAUAGGCGGCAGCGAGCUGCCACGUCCUCUGGUCGAUGGUGUGGGCAGUCAGGGCAGGUGGCCGGGUAAGAAGAAGCGGGCGGGCUUUUUCGCCACCAGAAGGAACUUAGUGGCCUCUGCCCUAAGGAGAUGGUCUCAUGGAAGCAGCAAUUCCAGUCACAGUCGUACGUGAGAGGGGAAGGGGAGCCCUCGGCUUUCUCAGCAAGUGUAGUAUAAACCUUCGUGCUUCUCAACAAGUUGUAGAACUGCUGCUUAAAACACAGUGAAACAUCAACAAUAAUAACAUAUUUUUCUUCAUAAUAA
Musa acuminata AAA Group (dessert banana) is the source of this 2174-nucleotide messenger RNA. Its product is annotated as F-box protein SKIP2-like. NCBI's taxonomy places the organism in Eukaryota, Viridiplantae, Streptophyta, Magnoliopsida, Zingiberales, Musaceae. The coding region runs from base 295 to 2043 and encodes 582 amino acids. Gene Ontology annotation, cellular component: SCF ubiquitin ligase complex. Gene Ontology annotation, biological process: SCF-dependent proteasomal ubiquitin-dependent protein catabolic process. Gene Ontology annotation, molecular function: protein binding. The record is from RefSeq and is a predicted model, not a curated record. The transcript has a single exon.